Molecule: messenger RNA, 5480 nt
Organism: Diceros bicornis minor
Lineage: Eukaryota; Metazoa; Chordata; Mammalia; Perissodactyla; Rhinocerotidae
Gene: PPFIA3
Product: PTPRF interacting protein alpha 3
Exons: 28
Coding region: 233-4561 (1442 amino acids)
Biological process (GO): synapse organization
Cellular component (GO): presynaptic active zone
Molecular function (GO): protein binding
Source: RefSeq, a predicted model, not a curated record
CCUAGACUCUGUGACCUGAGGGAGGAGAGGGGUGGAUCUUGGACUCCUAGGUCAUGGGAGAUGGCUAGCAUGUCCUCCUGCCAUGCCUUUUUUUUCCCCCCCAAGUGGAGUGGGUCUUCAGGUUCUUCUGGAGCUGGGGUCCAGAAUUCUGGGAAAUUGAAGGAGGCAGGAGUUGGGCUGCAUAGCAGGUGAGGACCAUCCCUGUGACACUAUACAGGCCAGCACCGCCGCCAUGAUGUGCGAGGUGAUGCCCACCAUCAGCGAGGAUGGCCGGCGGGGCUCGGCGCUGGGCCCGGACGAGGCAGGCGGCGAGCUGGAGCGCCUCAUGGUCACCAUGCUCACGGAGCGCGAGCGCCUGCUCGAGACUCUGCGCGAGGCGCAGGACGGGCUGGCUACGGCGCAGCUGCGGCUGCGCGAGCUGGGCCACGAGAAGGACUCGCUGCAGCGCCAGCUUAGCAUCGCACUGCCCCAGGAGUUUGCGGCUCUGACGAAGGAGCUGAACUUAUGUCGGGAGCAGCUGCUGGAGAGGGAGGAAGAGAUUGCAGAACUGAAGGCGGAGCGGAACAACACGCGGCUUCUCCUGGAACACCUGGAGUGCCUGGUGUCCAGGCACGAGAGAUCACUGCGCAUGACCGUGGUGAAGCGCCAGGCCCAGUCCCCGGGCGGGGUCUCUUCCGAGGUGGAGGUGCUCAAGGCUCUAAAAUCCCUUUUCGAGCACCACAAGGCCCUGGAUGAGAAGGUCCGGGAGCGGCUGCGGAUGGCGCUGGAGCGGGUGGCAGUGCUAGAGGAGGAGUUGGAGCUGAGCAAUCAGGAGACUCUGAACCUUCGAGAGCAGCUGUCUAGGCGCCGGUCCGGGCUGGAGGAACCUGGCAAGGAUGGGGAUGGGCAGACCCUUGCCAACGGCCUGGGUCCCAGCGGGGAUUCGAACCGGCGCACAGCGGAGCUGGAGGAGGCCCUGGAGCGGCAGCGUGCGGAGGUGUGCCAGCUGCGGGAGCGCCUGGCGGUGUUGUGCCGCCAGAUGAGCCAGCUGGAGGAGGAGCUGGGCACCGCCCACCGCGAGCUGGGUAAGGCCGAGGAAGCUAACGCCAAGCUCCAGCGCGACCUCAAGGAGGCCUUGGCACAGCGGGAAGAUAUGGAGGAGCGGAUCACGACCCUGGAGAAGCGCUACCUGAGUGCCCAGCGCGAGGCCACGUCUCUGCACGACGCCAAUGACAAGCUGGAGAACGAGUUGGCCAGCAAGGAGUCGCUGUACCGGCAGAGUGAAGAGAAGAGCCGUCAGCUGGCCGAGUGGCUGGACGACGCCAAGCAGAAGCUGCAGCAGACUCUGCAGAAAGCAGAGACCUUGCCCGAGAUAGAGGCGCAGCUGGCCCAGCGCGUGGCGGCGCUCAAUAAGGCUGAGGAACGUCAUGGAAAUUUUGAGGAGCGGCUUCGGCAGUUGGAGGCCCAGUUGGAGGAGAAGAACCAGGAGCUACAGCGGGCCCGGCAGCGGGAGAAGAUGAACGAUGACCACAAUAAGCGGCUUUCCGAGACAGUGGACAAGCUGCUGAGCGAGUCCAACGAACGGUUACAGCUUCACCUCAAGGAGCGCAUGGGCGCGCUGGAGGAGAAGAACUCACUGAGUGAGGAGAUUGCCAACAUGAAGAAGCUUCAGGAUGAGUUGCUGCUCAACAAGGAGCAGCUCUUGGCGGAGAUGGAACGGAUGCAGAUGGAGAUUGACCAGCUUCGGGGGAGGCCACCAUCCACCUACUCCAGGUCUCUCCCUGGCAGUGCCCUGGAGCUCCGUUACUCCCAGGCACCCACCUUACCUUCGGGCGCCCACCUGGACCCCUAUGGGGCUGGCAGUGGCCGGGCAGGCAAGAGGGGCCGCUGGUCGGGGGUCAAGGAUGAGCCCUCCAAGGAGUGGGAGCGGUCUGCUCCUGCGGGGUCCAUGCCACCCCCAUUCCCUGGGGAGCUGGAUGGCUCAGACGAGGAGGAAGCAGAGGGAAUGUUUGGGGCUGAGCUGCUCUCCCCGAGUGGGCAGGCCGAUGUGCAGACACUGGCCAUCAUGCUUCAGGAGCAGCUGGAGGCCAUCAACAAGGAGAUCAAGCUAAUCCAAGAGGAGAAGGAGACAACAGAACAAAGGGCAGAGGAGCUGGAGAGCCGGGUGUCUGGCUCUGGCCUGGACUCGCUGGGCCGCUACCGAAGUAGCUGCUCACUGCCCCCCUCCCUCACCACCUCUACCCUUGCCAGCCCCUCCCCUCCCAGCUCUGGCCACUCAACACCCCGCCUGGCACCCCCUAGCCCUGCCCGUGAGGGCACCGACAAAGCUAAUCAUGUCCCCAAGGAGGAAGCUGGGGCCCCACGAGGGGAAGGGCCAGCCAUCCCUGGAGACACCCCACCUCCCACUCCCCGCUCUGCUCGCCUUGAGAGAAUGACCCAGGCCUUGGCACUGCAGGCGGCAUCCUUGGAAGAUGGGGGCCCCUCACGGGGAAGUGAGGGCACCCCAGAUUCCCUGCACAAAGCCCCUAAGAAGAAGAGCAUCAAGUCAUCCAUAGGCCGUCUCUUUGGCAAGAAGGAGAAGGGGCGGAUGGGACCACCAGGCCGGGAUAGCUCUUCUCUGGCUGGAACACCCUCAGACGAGACAUUGGCCACUGACCCUCUGGGGUUAGCCAAGCUGACAGGCCCAGGAGACAAGGACCGAAGGAACAAGAGGAAGCAUGAACUUCUGGAGGAAGCCUGCCGCCAGGGCCUGCCCUUUGCUGCCUGGGAUGGGCCCACCGUGGUCUCCUGGCUAGAGCUGUGGGUAGGCAUGCCUGCAUGGUAUGUGGCCGCCUGCCGGGCCAACGUCAAGAGUGGCGCCAUCAUGGCCAACUUGUCAGACACAGAGAUCCAGCGCGAGAUCGGCAUCAGCAACCCACUGCACCGGCUCAAGCUGCGCCUCGCCAUCCAGGAGAUGGUCUCGCUCACCUCGCCCUCGGCUCCCGCCUCCUCCCGCACGUCCACAGGAAACGUGUGGAUGACACAUGAGGAGAUGGAGUCACUUACGGCCACGACCAAGCCUAUCCUGGCAUAUGGCGACAUGAACCAUGAAUGGGUGGGGAACGACUGGCUGCCCAGCCUGGGGCUGCCCCAAUACCGAAGCUACUUCAUGGAGUCGCUGGUGGAUGCCCGCAUGUUAGAUCAUCUUAACAAGAAGGAGCUCCGGGGCCAACUCAAGAUGGUGGACAGCUUCCACAGGGUGAGUCUGCAUUAUGGUAUCAUGUGCCUGAAGCGCCUCAACUAUGACCGGAAGGACUUGGAGCGGAGGCGGGAAGAAAGUCAGACCCAGAUCCGAGACGUGAUGGUGUGGUCCAAUGAGCGGGUCAUGGGUUGGGUGUCCGGGCUGGGCCUGAAGGAAUUCGCCACGAACCUCACGGAGAGCGGGGUGCACGGGGCGCUGCUCGCCCUGGACGAGACCUUCGACUACUCCGACCUGGCCUUGCUCCUGCAGAUCCCCACGCAGAAUGCGCAGGCCCGGCAGCUCCUGGAGAAGGAAUUCAGCAACCUCAUUUCCUUAGGCACAGACAGGCGGCUGGACGAGGCCAGAGUUCUGGGAGUUCCCGGGCAGACGGCGUCUCCGUCCGGACCUAUUCCUGCUAGUGUAGGCCUCCAGGUGACCUCACUCGGAUGGAAGAAGCUUCCAGAGGCUGGGCUUUUCCCCCUCCCGCCCAGAGUACGGUCUGGCCAGGGAGAGCGGGCGGGGGCGCUCGCGCCGCGGACUGGACCAUCUGCACAGACAAGCGGGGGGCACGCGUCCCCGCCUCACACAUGGACUGGGCCUGGACCAAACCACAUGAACUGGACUGAGAGGGGGAAAGAAGAGGGCGGGAAGAAAUCCCGCUCCGAACUUCCGCCUCCCUUUUCUCUACUUUGUAAUUUAUUGAUCAGUUUCCGAUGGGAGAUGGAGGCCCUUUCCCCGCGGGAAGGGGACGGGGCUUCCCUCCCGGGCCGCAUGCGGGGAGAGGCUGCCCCCCCUCCUGUCUCCUCCCCAGUCGCGGGGCCCAAGUCUUCCUUCUUCGUCCGAAAGGAGGGGAGGGGGGACUCGCUGCUACAAGCCUCGCCCCCUGUGCCGCUCAGCCCCGCCCCGCCGCGUCCCGUCGCCGGUGCCUGGGGUCAGCUGCGGGCGGGGCCCCCUCUCCAUCCCCAGUGUCUCGUGUCCCCGGGGCCCCUCCGCCCCCCGUGCUGUGGCCGUGUCCGUGCCCCGGGGGUAGGGGGCGCAGAAGUGCGCUCCCCGUUCCCCUCCGGCUCCGGGGUUUGCAUGGGAGAAUCCUCUUUCCACGAUGCCACUGGGCGACGUGGCGUGGGGGAAGGGAGGAUGGUGGGGGAGCCCUCGCCCCCGACUCUUGGUCGGCCUCCCUGCCCCAGGCGUCACUCAGUGAUCACGGGUAAAGAGAACUGUUUCAAAAAGCUCCCAUGUGGACUGAUUUAUUUGUCAGGACCUUAUGAAAGCAACCACAUCCAGGACCCGGGAGUCCAGGCUCCUCCUCCCUCAGACCCACGAGUUCAAGUCCCCAGUUCCGACCUGCGUUCCCCGGUGCCCUGAGAAUCCAGACCCCACGCCUGACAGUAGGGUUUCGAGAAGCACGUUUAUUCAGAGAAAUAAAUAUGGCUCGUGGAAGGGGGUUGGAGGGCCAGAGAGGUACGUCUGCGCGCAGCCGCGCGGCCGGGUCAGGGUUCCGGAGUUGCCAGCAUGUCCGCCAGGGUUCUGGAGAGGAGGACAUAGAGGUUAGACAGCGUGUGUCCAAGGCUCACCCCAGGGCGCUUACAGAUCAUUAACUUGCCCAUUUCACCGACGGGGAAAGGGAGUCCCAGGGUCCUCCAAUAACUCGUAGCGGGACAGCGCCACUCUAAACGGCCCUUAAACUUCCCCCCUCCACACACUUACUGGUACAGGGACGAGGAGAAAUAGUCGACGUAGCUUCCUGUGGGAGAGAAGAGGCUUGAGGGAUACUCCACGGGCGAAAUUACGGGGCCGCUUUUCACUCAUUCCGGGAUCAGAACUAGCUCUGCCCCCCUUUUUCCUAAUUGCUUCUCCAAACUGGAUUCCUUCUAUUGGGACUCCUUUGAAGGUCCCUCUCCUUCCUCCUUGCUCUGGGGAUCCCCAUUCUCCAGUAGCCGAGGGCCUUCGAAUUCUGCCUGCUUUGGCCCCGCCCACUAGGUUCUAGGCGCACCCCUCAAAACCCUCCACCUGCUCUAGCCUCCUAGGCUUCAGGAUCCAUCCCCAACCGUCCCUUCGUCCAGGCCCUGGCCCUCUGUGCUCGCCCCGCUCCACCCAUAGACUUCCACUUCUGGCCAUGCCUCCCCGCCUAGCCCCGCCCCACAACCUUCCGGGCCCACCCCUCCGAUUGGCUCCUGCCCCGCCAGGGUUUGCUUCGCUGGGCCCCGCCCACGCUCACCUGGAGUGCAGACUGUUUCGCAGACCAGGGGGCAGAGGUAGCAGAAUUGGCAGUGCUGGGGGCGGG